AUGGACACCGAUGGCCGGAAAUUAUUCGUGGCGAAAAUGCCGGAGGACAUCCGGGAGGACGAGAUAAGAAUCGUCUUCAACACAUACGGCACAGUUCAGGAGGUCGUGAUGCUCGGCCCGGAGCGUUCCAGGCCGGGUCAGAGAUGUGGAUUCGUGAUCUACGAGACCCCUGAGGCAGCCAGAUCGGCUCAGCAAGUCCUAGACAAUGUCUAUAAGUUUCGCGAAGGCGCGCCCGAGCCAAUCCACGUCAGCAUGGCGAGACCAAGGGGUGGAGGCAAAGGUGACGGCGGCCAGGGAGGAGGUAAUUUCGGAAAAGGAGGCUUCGAUCCCGGCUUCAACCAAAACCCCCCAGGCGCCUACGCCAACCCAGGCUUCGACCUGCCUGGCGCGGGGGGCAACUUCGGAGGCGGCGGCGGCGGCAAGGAUGGCGGCGUUCCAGGCACCAAGCUCUACGUCGGAAAUCUCCCAGGCGACAUCCAGAGGGCAGCGCUGGACGUCGUCUUUAAGACGUACGGCGAGGUCACAGACAUCCACAUCAUGACAGGGAAGUCCAAGUCUGGUCAGGCCUGCGCCUUCGUCCGGUAUUCCAACUCCAUUGAAGCCAGCAAUGCCAUUGCUGCCAUGUCCCAGGGUUACGAGAUAAGGCCAGGAGAAGGCAACAUCAUCGUGAAGCUCGCCGACGGUCCCGACGGCAAGGCAGUGUUAGAGAUAGUCUCAGGCUUUGGGAACAAGAAGGAUUGA
Messenger RNA from Symbiodinium sp. CCMP2592, 741 nucleotides. The record is from the annotation of a GenBank genome assembly. NCBI's taxonomy places the organism in Eukaryota, Dinophyceae, Suessiales, Symbiodiniaceae.